Cuscuta europaea is the source of this 1437-nucleotide messenger RNA. The record is from the annotation of a GenBank genome assembly. Lineage: Eukaryota; Viridiplantae; Streptophyta; Magnoliopsida; Solanales; Convolvulaceae.
UCCGCAAAAAAACAUUUAUCAAACAAGAUGUCAAAUUUAUAAGAAAGCCAUUAACUGCUUCUUGUUUUGAUGACGAUGGAGAUGGAGGCAAAGAAGUAAAAGAAAAGGAAGAAAGAAAAGAAAGAAAGAAAGAAACUCGGAUAUAGAAAAGCUCAGCUCAUGGCUGUCAGCAUCAAGGCCUUGCACUGACGCGUCUAAGGCAUCCUCACCACCCUGGAAACGUUUACACUUGAAAUACCCAUUGCUGUCUCUUCCUCCUUCUUCCUCGGCCCCACCCCAUCUCCCUGUUCUUGUCCCUAAAUCACUUCACCGCCUCUUCAUUUAAUCCCUUCCAUUUUCCGGCCACUUUCUUGAAAAUCCCGAUGUCUGAAAUGGCGGCCACGGCGGCUAGCGUUGCAAUCUGGUCGGGUCAACCCACUCAAUCGUCAACUCCCCUUUAUCAGAUUUGAUUUUCGUUUUCCGAAAAGACCAUUUUUUGGGGAUUGUUAUUGGGUUCUGUUAAGACUUCUUUCUUUCCCAUACAAUGGAGGAGGAGAAAGUGGCGAUAACGAGGAAGCUGAUUGAAGUGGUGAAUGAAAUAGCGGCCAUUUCUGACUUCAGGUCCGUGGUGAAGAAGCAGUAUUUCACUCUGGCGAGGCGGCUGAAGCUUCUUACUCCGAUGUUUGAAGAGAUUCGCGAUAGCAAAGAGGCGGUCCCUGAAGCCUCGUUGAAUGCGCUGCUUUCCUUGAAGGCUGCUCUGGACUCAGCUAAGAAUUUGCUCAAAUUUGGUGGGGAGGGCAGCAAAAUUUUCCUGGUUUUAGAAAGGGAUCAAAUUUUGAAUAAUUUUCAUGAAGUGACCACUCAACUGGAGCAAGCAUUGAGUGAGAUUUCUUUUGAAAACCUUGACUUAUCUGAUGAAGUUAAAGAACAGGUUGAGCUUGUUCUUUCUCAGUUCAAAAGGGCCAAAGUGAAGGCAGAUACACCUGAUGAUGACAUAUAUGAGGAUUUGUUAUCCCUUUACAACAGUAGUGAGACUUCUAUAGAUCCAGCUUUGUUGAGGAGAUUGGUAGAUAAGUUACAACUAGCUGGAAUAAAUGAUCUUACACAAGAAUCUCUGGCUUUGCAUGAGAUGGUUACUUCUACAGGUGGGGAUCCAGAAGAGACCAUAGAGAAGAUGUCAAUGCUGUUAAAGAAGAUUAAAGAUUUUGUGCAGACUGAAAAUGUCGACAUUAAUUCUUCCUCCGCCAAAGAGAAGUCUCCAAGUUUAGGAGAGACAUCCACAGAGGAGAGUGAUAAGACAAACCCAGUUAUACCAGAUGAUUUCCGCUGUCCUAUAUCUCUGGAGCUUAUGAAUGACCCUGUCAUUGUUUCGACUGGACAGACCUAUGAACGUUCAUGCAUUGAGAAAUGGAUAGAAGCGGGACACACCAGCUGCCCAAAGACACAACAGCCCCUAAC